ACUCGAGUGGCGAGCCUCUGUGUCUCAUCAGCUCAUCGGUGGAGUCCGGAGCUGAGCUGCUCAAAGUGCAGUAUUUCAAGGCCGACCGCAUGGGGCCGAACUUCUCCACAACAUAUAAAAACACGGAGCAGAUGAUCAACGUGACCUUCACCUCUCUAGACCUCAUGCUCCACACUGAAGCGCUGCUGUCAACCAUUGACUUCCUGUCGGCAGCGCUGUCCCCUGGCAGCGUGGCGUCUCCAGAGAGAGACAGCAGACCAAAGACAGAGGACAAGACGGCGUCCACCAAGUCCACCGCCCUGGUGUCACCUGCAGGAAGUGACAUCAUUGAGCUGAAGGUGAUGAUGACGCUGGGAGCCUUCAACGUCCUCGUGUGUGACCAGAGCUGCAACAUGGCCGACAUCAAGAUCCAAG
Messenger RNA from Plectropomus leopardus (leopard coralgrouper), 414 nucleotides. Lineage: Eukaryota; Metazoa; Chordata; Actinopteri; Perciformes; Serranidae. The record is from RefSeq and is a predicted model, not a curated record.